UUGUGUCCCAGUCGAAAGGUACUAACUAAAGCAGUAAACAGCAAUCGGGAUAUUCAAUCCAAAUGGCCAAGACUGUCACAAGAAUUAACGGGCUGUGGCAGGCGCUGCUGCUACUGUCGACUGCAGCCGGGAUUAGCCACCAGGCGUCCAUCCGUGAGGAGCGAGCCAGCGAGGACUUCUAUACUGCCGCCGUUGUGGAGUUUAGUCAGGCUGAUGGGACCGAUCUGACGGCGAAUCUGGCGGAUAACUUGGCGGGGUAUCUGGAGCUCAUCAACUCGCCAAAUGCCACUGGGGCGGAUAUCAUGGUCUUCCCUGAGAUUACUCUGAAUACCAUGGAAUCACUUACAUAUGUGCCUCCACCCGAGAAAAAUGCAACUCCCUGUCUGGACGACCCCUCGGCCGAAUACUAUCAUCCCUUCUUUGUGGAGAUCUCCUGCGCCGCUCGUAAAGUCAAGCGAUACAUUGUGAUCAACAUCAACGAGAAACAGCUCUGCUCCGAUACGCCCGAGGACACGCGUCCUUGUGCCUCUAAUGGACACAAUAUCUUCAAUACGAAUGUGGUCUUCGAUCGGAAUGGAGCUGUUGUUUCCAGAUAUCGUAAGGUUCACCUCUACUUGAAUGAGCCUCGGAACACGACAGCUCUACCGGAGGUCGUCACCUUUGACACCGACUUCAAUGUCACUUUCGGGCAUUUCAUUUGCUUUGACAUUGCAUUCUAUGUUCCCACCCUUGAGUUGGUCCAGAAACAUGGCGUUCGGGACUUUGUCUAUUCAAUAAAGUGGCAUUCGCAACUGCCAUUCUUCACAGCUCUACAAGUGCAGCUGGGCUGGGCUUAUGCCAACGAUGUGAAUCUUUUGGCAGCUGGUGCCAGUCGCAUAGAGUACGGCAGCACCGGUUCAGGAAUCUACAAUGGAAGGAAGGGAACUCUCACGAGUGUAAUAAAGCUGACUGAAAACGAACGCCGCAUCUACGUGGCCCAGGUCCCCAAGUACAAGAGAACAGAGCAAAGGCGACAGCAUCGAACCGUUAGUCAGAUGCGGAAACAUGUACGGCAGCCCACACCAGAGCAGAAGACCCAGACAACCAGCUCAGGAUUCGUGAUGACUCGGGACUAUAUCGAGCAGUACAAUACCACGUGGCUAGAUCAGGAAUUGGCGGGCAGUGCGAAAGCCGAAGUUUGCCAUGGAAAGCUGUGCUGCCACUUUGAGCUGGAGUGGAGCCCAUUAGAUACCGAAGUAGGCAAUAAAAACAAAUUCGGCUAUCGCCUAGGCGCCUACGAUGGCUGGCGAAAUCAGCCAAAUGUAGAUCCCAACUAUGUUCGCAACUGCGGAAUCUUCGCUUGCAGCGGAGUUACUCUUGACGAUUGUGGAUAUAUGUUGAGCCCAGAUCAACUACGCCUCAACUUAAGCCGAAUACUUAUUGAGGCCAAAUUUCCGAAGAGUCAAGAGAUUCUACUGAUGCCAAACAGUGUAAGGGAUAAUCUAUUGCCCCUCGAGCCGUCGCAGUUCGAGUGGUCCGUUCAAGAGGAGGAAGACAGCCACAUGCUGAAUGUUCGCUUUGCACUGGCUAAAACCGAGUCGUUGUCCAACCUGUUGUCCUUCGCUAUUUUCGGAAAUUACUACGAUGAAGUUUGUACUUAUGGCGCGGGCUCACCGGAGAAGGAUCUUGAAUGUGGCUAUAAGCCCACUGGCGAUGGCGCUGCAGAGCUGCGAUUAUUCAGCAGUUGGCUGUAUUUGCUUCUGGCUAUGAGCACCGCAUUCUACCUUAGAAAUUAGUGAGAUUAUUUGUUUCUUUUUUUUUUUUUAAUUUAUACGACGAGCAGGCUUUUUUAAAGUCUAAAAUCAAUUAAAAAUUUGAAAUGUUUAUAGCUUGAUAAGUAUGAAUAGGCCUAAUCAAGAAAAUGGAAAGAAGUUAAGUCUUGGGAUAGGUCUUAAGUACUAAACUUUUCAUACAGAAUUUUAUACUUUCUACUUUAUACACCGUUAAUAAAAUAUAUGUGGCUCGAUUUAA
Molecule: messenger RNA, 2010 nt
Organism: Drosophila mojavensis
Lineage: Eukaryota; Metazoa; Arthropoda; Insecta; Diptera; Drosophilidae
Product: vanin-like protein 1
Exons: 4
Coding region: 63-1775 (570 amino acids)
Biological process (GO): intracellular signal transduction; lipid metabolic process
Molecular function (GO): hydrolase activity, acting on carbon-nitrogen (but not peptide) bonds, in linear amides; phosphatidylinositol-4,5-bisphosphate phospholipase C activity
Source: RefSeq, a predicted model, not a curated record